Messenger RNA from Dreissena polymorpha, 7907 nucleotides. Its product is annotated as pyruvate dehydrogenase phosphatase regulatory subunit, mitochondrial-like. The transcript is spliced from 20 exons. Gene Ontology annotation, molecular function: oxidoreductase activity; protein binding. NCBI's taxonomy places the organism in Eukaryota, Metazoa, Mollusca, Bivalvia, Myida, Dreissenidae. Gene Ontology annotation, cellular component: cytoplasm; mitochondrion; mitochondrial matrix. The record is from RefSeq and is a predicted model, not a curated record. Bases 243 to 2990 code for a protein of 915 amino acids.
GAGAAAAUGUAUCAUCAUACAGAGUAACAUAUGGUGUUAUUAGGAAAAAACGUAUCCAAAACCCUAUAGAAAAUUAUAAGUGUGGUGUAACCUGUUUUUGAGCUACUCUUAAUUUUUUUUAAAGGCAAAUUUGUCUCACAGCCUGCAGGAUCGUGGGUUUAAUCUAUACAUUUGUGACAAGGAUAAACAGUUUUGAGGACUGCAUAGACCAAUCAAUGACCUAGUUUCAAUCUCCUGUGACCAUGGCAAUAUGGCGGCAAUUCCUUGGUCUCUCGACAAGAGUGCCAAGGCAGGAUGGCCGCCUGGUUGCUAGGCCGACCAGAUCACUGGUUGCUAGGGAAGGUGCUCCGCGUAGGCUGAAUUUGUCCUGGAGCUGCUGUCAGGCACUCCAUAGACAGUAUUCAACAAAAGCUGAGGCAGAUGAGAAAAGCUCGUUGCCGAGGCAAGCCAGGGUGGUGAUAGCAGGGGGUGGAGUAAUAGGGACCUCUGUGGCAUACCACCUUGCCAAACGGGGCUGGACAGAUAUUGUGCUGCUAGAGCAGGGAAGACUUGGCUGUGGGACCACCUGGCACUCUGUUGGCCUCGUUACUGCAGGAAAGGAUGAUCCCAACAUGAUGAAGUUGCUGAGGUACAGCAGACAGCUCUAUGAAGGGUUUGAGAAUGAGGAAGAUGGCGGACUUGGCUGGAAGAAAGUGGGCAGCCUGGAAGUGGCACAAACCAAGGACAGAAUGCUGGCCCUCAAAAGGAAACUGGCCAUGCUCAAAUAUGUUGGAGAGGAGGCUGACCUUUUGCUGCCUAAGGAAGUGAAGGAAAAGUGUCCAUAUGUGAAAUACACUGACCUUCAGGGAGCCCUGUGGAUGCCGAAUGAUGGUGUUGUUACUGCCCCUGAUGUGGUCUCAACCUUUGCGAAGAAAAUCAAGCAAAUGGGUGGUAAAAUAUUUGAGGGUGUACAAGUGAAUAGUGUUCUCACGAAGGAUGAUACGGUGUCUGGGGUGGAGACCAAUCUGGGCACUAUUAACUGUGAAUACUUUGUCAACUGUGCUGGUCAGUGGUCAAGAGAACUAGGCCUGAAGUCCUCACCCAAGGUGCGAGUUCCAGUGCACUCAUGUGAACACUUCUACAUCGUCACCAAGCCUAUUCCAGACAUGGACAGAAACAUGCCAGUUAUUCGAGACCCGGAUGGCAAUGUGUAUUUUCGUGAGUGGAAUGGGGGAAUAAUGGCGGGAGGGUUUGAGCCUCCACACCAUGGUGGCAAACCAGUUUUCCAUUCUGGGAUCCCACCAAAGUUUGAGUUUCAGCUACUUCCCGAAGACUGGGACCAGUUUCAGAUCCUGCUAGACGGCAUAUUGAACCGCAUGCCCCUGAUUAACGAUGCUCAGGUUCGACAACUUGUGAACGGACCCGAGAGCUUCACUCCAGACCAGAACUGGAUCCUUGGCCAGUCAGCAGAGGUAUACAACUACUAUGUUGCUGCUGGCAUGCAUUCCCGCGGCAUCCAGGCGGCGGGUGGGGUGGGUCGUCUCAUCUCGGAGAUGAUAGUGGACGGCCUGCCGCAGUUCACCAACCUCUGGCAGUGCGACAUACAGCGCUUCGUGCCUCACCAUAGCAACCGCAAGUUCCUCAGGGACCGCGUCAAGGAAACCAUAGCAUUGUAUGAUCUGAAGUACGCUAAUAGCCAGUUUUCAAGUGGUCGGAACCUGCGGACGUCCCCCAUCCACACUCAACUGAAGGUGUAUGGUGCGAACUUUGGAGAGACAAACGCCUACGAGAGAGCAAUGUGGUUCACCCCUAAACACGAGGAAGAUGUGGAUGAAUAUCUUGAUGAGAGCGCCAUGUUGAAGGGCACGUUUGGCAAGCCGGGCUGGUUCAAUGCAGUGAAGCUUGAAUAUCAGGCAUGCAAGGAGCGCGUCUGCAUCGUGGACAUGUCCUCCUUCACCAAGAUUGAAAUCAAGUCAAAGGGCUCGGAGGCCCUAGAUUUCCUGCAGUACAUGUGCUCCAAUGACAUCAACCAUGGUAUUGGCACAGUGAUCCACACUGGCAUGCUCAACAGCCAUGGUGGAUAUGAGAAUGACUGCAGUAUAGUGCCCCUUAGGGAUAACACUUUCUUCCUGAUCGCACCCACACAGCAGCAGACCCGCUGCAUGUUCUGGCUCCAGAAGCACCUGCCAAAGGAUGGCUCCGUUCAGGUGCGCGAUGUCACCUCCAUGUACUCAGGCAUCAAUCUGAUUGGUCCACACGCUCAGCAGUUGCUUAGUGACGUCACGGAGACCUCCACUCUGACGCACAAGUUUAAACCAAUGACCUGCCAGGUGAUAGACGUUGGCUAUGCCAGCAACAUCAUCACCAUGAGACUGACCCACUGUGGGGAGGACGGCUUUGUCAUGUACAUUCCUUCAGAGUACGCUCUACAUGUUUAUGAGAUGCUGAUGAAUGCGGGCAAGGAUUAUGGGAUACGAAAUGCGGGCUACCUGGUGAUACGGCACCUGCGUAUCGAGAAGAUGUUUGCUUACUGGGGCAUUGACAUGGACCCCUACACCACGCCUGUUGAGACUGGCAGAGAGUUCCGUGUAGUGCUGGAAAAAGACUUCAUCGGCAAAGAGGCAUUACUUAGGCAGAAGAAGGAUGGCAUCAGUAAAAAGUUUGUACAGUUCCAGUUGGAAAGCUUUAAUCUGGACGCCCCUGUAUGGCCGUCUGGAAAGGAACCUAUUUAUAGGAACGGAAAACUGUGCGGCAUGACUACCUCCGCUGCAUACGGCUUCACGUUGGGCCAGUUUGUAUGCCUCGGCUACCUGCAUCAUCUCAAUGAGCAGGGGACACCAGAGAUUGUGGUCACAAAGAAAAUCCACGACUAUAUCAAGGACCCGAAGGCCAAGUAUGAAAUCGAUGUGGCCGGUACCCUGUAUCCUGUCAGUGUAGGGCUCUACACCCCACGGAUGGCUUACAAGGCACAUGAUAAGCCAACGUUCUUACCAAUGCCAGAAACUACGUAACUUAGUAACUAAUUACCCAAAGGAAGCUUAAGGGCAUUGUGUAAUGUGUAACUAUAGGUUAUCCUGCAAUAGUGACAGUGUUUCUACUGCCAGUGACUUGGAAGACAAUUAGGCAUGAGUCAACAUAUGUUUGUGAUUAUAUCAGAUUAUAAGUAGAAUUUCAUUUUAUGAUCGUUAUUAUAUUAAAUUGGAUUUUACAAUGUAUGCAAUAUCAGUUAAAUAUCAGAUGUAUUGUGAUGCAUUGUCUUUCCCUCACUGAGUGGAAGUUGUUAAGAAUUGCACUUGUCUUUACAGUGAUACAUAUGUCCUUUGGUCCUUUUAUUAGCUUUUGUUUUCAACUCCACUUUAUCUCUAGGGUGUAUGUCUCUAUAUCUUUCACAGUUAAAUGUAAAGAUGAUGGAAUAGAUUAUUAUUAUUUUGCUGCAAAACGUUAAUUUGCAAAUUAUGGGCCUUUAUCUGUUUUUUUCUGUAUGGAAUAUACAGUCCCAUAAUUGUGUAUUUUCAAUUUCUCUUGUUAAGAAAAAAAAUUGGCCUGCAACUAGUUUAGCAGAAUUAUUGCUGUUAGUCUUUUUGUCACCUGUAGAAUAUAUAGUGGAUAAUGUGCAUGUCCAAACAUGUGCUAUUAGGACAGUAGUGUCCGUAAUACAUUUUUAGCUUUUUUAUGCAUAUAUUUAGAGUUCUGUGUUAAAAACCUUAAUCAUGGAUUAAAUUUGUAACUUGCUGAUAGAUUAGAAGUUACCUACUUGAUUCAAUGUAUCCUUGAGCUUUAAAAUAAAUUUCAAAUCUGCUCAAAUAUUCAAUUUAAUAGUUAAUGAAUUGGUUGUAAUACUCAAGGACGUUUGAUUACCGAAUAAAUGCUCAAAUUUAAUUAUGUAAUGUAAACUAUUAUUCUAUCAAUAUUUGUAUGCCCCCGAAGAAGAACAUAUAGUGAUCAGACCGUCCGUCUGUCUGUCCUUCCAUCACACUUUGCAUUUAGGUUUGGCAUUUAGUUUCAAAAAAUGCUCAUAACUUCUAUGUCCCUUCACAUAGCAACUUGAUAUUUGGCAUGCAUGUGUAUCUCAUGGAGCUGCACAUUUUGAGUGGUGAAAGGUCAAAGUCAUCCUUCAAGGUCAAAGGUAAAAAAACAUGUAUCAAAGUGGUGCAGAAGGGGGCAUUGUGUUUCUGACACACACAUCUCUUGUUUCAUUUAUUAGAGGACAGUGCUUAUUUUGUAUAAGAAUUGCUAUAAUACUAAAUGAAGUGUCACAUGAUUUUGUCUUUUUAUUCAAUGUAAAAAAGAUGCAUUUUUUAUAAAGAUUCAAUUGAAAAUUACAUAACUUUCACAGAAAAAUCACAAAUAUGUUUCAAAAAGAUGCAAAUACAUUAUGAUUCAUGAACCAGAUGAUAAUUCCAAUACUUACUAAGGGGCAGCAAGCUGUCAUUGUUUUGCAUGAUGUGGCAAACCAAUCAAAUUGUUAACUUCAUUUUAAAGAUUUAUAUUGUUAUCAGGUAUAUGACUUUCAAAUUUACCCUGUAAUAACAGAAAAAUGUUAUACAUACAUUGCAUUGUGAGAAUGAUAUUAUACAAAAAAUAUGAGCUGUGCUCUGUGAAAAGGGGGUAUAAUUCAUCUGCGUAAAGUGUCGUCACAGAUUAGCCUGUGCACAGUCUGUACAGACGACACUUUCCGCCUUAACUGAUUUUUUGCUAAGAAAACAAAAAAUAUUUUAAAAAGGCGGAAAGUGUAGUCCCUGAUUGGCCUGUGGGGACUGCACAGGCUCAUUUGGGAAGACACUUUACGCACAUGCAUUAAUGAGCUUUUUCAAGGAGCACAGCUCACAUAUAUGUUAUUAUACAAAUAUUCAUUGUAAUCCAUUGAUAAAAAGUGAUUUAACUGAUUAAUUAAGUAUUGCAUUAGUUAACAAUUGUUGUAGGCACAUACCCAAGCAUGUUUCCUACUGCAUGAAAAGUAUUAAUUAGCAGUAUUUUUUUUAUUGGUCUUUGAUCAUACCAUACACUAUUUUUCUGUGUUGGGUGACCUCAAAAUCAAUUUUAAUAAAAGUUUCAAUGGUCAAUCCAUUUUCCUUCUGUUUUGACAAGAUUCCUGUAAUAGAGCCCAUUACAGACACAUUUAUGUUGAGAGGGGAGGGAUAACAACUAUGCUGAGAGGGUUCAUACGAGCCUUGGUCUUUGAAAACUGGGCUUAAUGCUUGUGUGUAAAUUGUCAUCCCUGAUUAGCAUGUGCAGUCCGCACAGUCUAAUCAGGGACGACAAUUUCCACUUUAAUGGUAUUUUUCAUUUAACGGAAGUCUCUUGUUAGCAAGCCUCCAGUUUACGCGGACAGUGUCAUCUCUGAUUAGCAUGUGCAGUCCGCACAGUCUAAUCAGGGGCGACAAUUUCCACUUUAAUGGUAUUUUUCAUUUAACGGAAGUAUGUUGUUAUCAAGACUCCAGUUUACGCGGACAGUGUCAUCUCUGAUUAGUCUACACAUGCAUUAAGCCCUGUUUUCCCAGAAAUUCAUCAGUAAAUGAUAGCUUGGACUUGUUUUGUUAAACAUGCAUGUAUUUAUAUCAUAUGAUACAUCAAAUACAUAAGUAUUCCUGUUCCUGUGUGAUACACCUUUUUAUGUCCCCCACCACUAUAGUGGGGGACAUAUUGUUUUUGCCCUGUCUGUUGGUUUGUUGGUUGGUUUGUUGGUUUGUUUGGUCAAACUUUUACAUUUUGCAAUAACUUUUGCAAUAUUGAAGAUAGCAACUUGAUAUUUGGCAUGCAUGUGUAUCUCAUUCAGCUGCACAUUUUGAGUGGUGAAAGGUCAAGGUCAUCCUUCAAGGUCAAAUAUAUAGCUUCAAAGAGGCGCAAAAGGGGAAAUAGUGUUUCUGACAAACACAUAUCUUGUUUUUUUUAAAUAUUCCUCAUUAGUAAGGUGCAAUGUUUUUAAGUAUUUAUUUUCACUUUGUGAUUAGGUGAUUGCAUGGCCCAGUUACAUGAAACAGGAACUGCAAUACUUUAAUGUAGUUUAUUAGUUUAAUAUGUUAUUGGUGUUUAAAUACAAUUUGGUAGGAUUUGUUUUUGAGCUCCCUUAUUGUAUGAGUUGUACUUGGAACUUAAAGUAUGAUUUGUGUUCACUGUUUUAUUAAAUAUGACACUGAAACUAUCAGUUUCUAUAAUGUUCUGUGUUCAAGACAAUAUACAAUGCAGACCACUGUUUGACCUUUUAGCUCUUGUGAGCACAUCAUGCUCAAUACAGGAUGCCAUCAUCUGCUUCUUUUUAUGCCCCCAGAUCAAAAGAUCUGGAGUAUAUUGUUUUUGGCCUGUAUGUCUGUCAUUCAUUUAUUCAUUCAUUGUAUGUGUGUGUCCCAAAACUUUAACCUUGGUUUAAGUUUGAUAACUUUUGCAAUAAUGAAGAUUGCAACUUCAUAUUUGGCAUGCAUGUACAUCUCACAGAGCUGCACAUUUUGAGUGGUGAAAAGUCAAGGUCAUCCUUCAAGGUCAAAGGUCAUGGUAUUUUUCUUUCCUAAAACUUUAACCUUCGUUAAAAUUUGGUCUUAACUUUUUGAAUAUUGAAGAUAGCAACUUGAUAUUUGGCAUGCAUGUGUAUCUCGUGGAGCUGCACAUUUUGAGUGGUGAAAGGUCAAGGUCAUCCUUCAACGUCAAAGGUCAAAUUUAUGGCUUCAAAGCGGGGCAAUAGGGGGCAUUGUCUUUCUGACUUACACAUCUCUUGUUUGUGUGCAUGCAUUAAAUGUGUGCGUAAAACUUGGCCUCCUUAAGUUCUUGACAGAUUUUAAAGAAACUACACAGGAACGAUUAUAGGGUGACACACAAAGUUGUUCAAUCAUUCCCGUCCAUUGCUUAUGUAGGCCACCUGAGGUAAAAAAAAAUAAUCUUGUAGGGUUCCCCAACCAAGUUUGUUGAAAGCAUGAGCAAUGGUUCAAAACUUGCCACACCCUAUGGGUCACAUGAUUUAUAUGAAUUUUUAGUAAAGUAAAUAACUUAAAAGCUUGCUAUGAAACUGCAUGAGUCAGGGGUUUAAAUUUGAUAUGUAUCAUUGUAUGGUGGUCCUCUACAAAGUUUGUUCAAAUAAUGCUACUGGUGUCAAAAGUGGCCUUGCACUGGGGGUUACUUGUUUUCAAUGAAAUUGAACCACCCUGUGUGAAAAGGGGGUUUAAUGCAUGUGCGUAAAGUGUCGUCCCAGAUAAGCCGGUGAUGUCGGCAUAGGCUAAUCAGUGACGACACCCUCGCUUUUAUUGUUUUUUCCUUUUAAAGGAAGACUGUUCUUGAAGAAUAUCAAGUUUAGGUGUACAGUGUCGUCCCUGAUUAGCCUUUGCAGACUGCACAGGCUAAUCUGGGACGACACUUUACACACAUGCAUUAAACCCCGUUUUCACAGAGCGGGGCUCAAUUAUCUUAACUAGUGUGAACAUGGGCUGCCUAUGUGAGAAGCAACAGUACCAACCACUGCACUACAUUGAAAGGAUCAGCAGACUAGUGAGGCUGUCCACCCUGCCUAUGUGAGAAGCAACAGUACCAACCACUGCACUACAUUGAAAGGAUCAGCAGACUAGUGAGGCUGUCCACCCUGCCUAUGUGAGAAGCAACAGUACCAACCACUGCACUACAUUGAAAGGAUCAGCAGACUAGUGAGGCUGGCCACCCUGCCCAAUUUGUAGCAGUGCCCUCUACCUUUUGUCAUUCUAUAUUCUUCUACUGUACCAAAGUAUUAAGUAUUUUUCAUAUGUACAUUAAUAGAGAAUUGUAUUCAGGUUAGAUUUGGUACACUAAUUCUUUACUAGGUUUUUAAUGUUUUAUUAAUAAUUAUGUUAUUAUAAUGAUAUAAAAAAUACAACCAAUUAGCAACAACAAAACAGUCAUAAACAUAUAAUUUAACAACACGAUUCAGAUCAGCUUAUUGAUUUGUAUAUCAAAUAAACCAUGAAAGUCUA